UUAGACAGAAGCAAAACAACAACAACAAAAAAAAAACAUUCUCCCUUUACUCAUCUUUAGCCAAAACCCUAGAAGAAACCUCCUUUUGGAAAAAACCCAUUUCUUCAUCAUCAUGUCAACCUCCAAAACCCUAAAUCAUAAUAAACCCUGUGGAACAUCGCAAACUCAAAUGGUUUUUUCUGUAAUCCACCAAAACACAACCAACACAACGACCACCACAACUGCCACAACCGGCGAGAGAAGAGGCCGGAGAUCAAAGCAAGCAGAGCCAGGGAGAUUCUUAGGAGUCAGGAGACGUCCAUGGGGUCGUUACGCAGCAGAGAUCAGAGAUCCAACCACCAAAGAACGUCACUGGCUCGGCACUUUCGACACUGCUCACGAAGCCGCUCUUGCCUACGAUAGAGCAGCUCUUUCAAUGAGAGGCACUCAAGGUCGAACUAACUUCGUCUACACUCCAACUGAUGUUCACACUAUCCUCACAAACCCUAAUCUUCACUCUCUCAUCGUCUCUCCUUAUAAUAACCAAUCUUUCUUACCAAACUCUUCUCCUCAGUUUGUUAUUGAUCAUCUUCCUCAUUAUCAAAAAUAUCAGCAACCUAAACAUACUCUCCCCCAAGCCGUCUCACCCGUCGCUUCUUUCAAAACGCCUGUUCGUCAUCAAAACGCAGAUACUCAAGCGUUUGGUAAUAGUCCUCAGAACUCGUCUUCUAACGGCUCGCUAUCUUCUUCACUAGACGAAGAAGGCAACUUCUUCUCGCUAGAAGGAACUAACUCCAGUACCAACUCGGGUUACUUGGACUGCAUUGUCCCACACCACUGCCUUAAACCACCUGCGGAAACCACAACCAUCCAAAACCAAACCGGAGCAGGUUUCACAACUCCGGCAAGCAAGGCCUUUGAGUCACCCGGAGGGUUUAGUAGUAGUUACUUCGAUGAUGGUGAUAUGCUGAUGAUGAAUCGUCAUGAGUUCGGUUCGUGUGAUCUCUCUGCCAUGAGCACUAACUAUGGUGCUGGUGCUUCAAUGUCAAUGGAAGAUUACGCUAUAAUGGAGCCUCAAGAUUUCUCUUCUCCUAUCGCUGCUUUUGGUGAUGUUACAGACACAGGCUUCUACUCACUCUAUUAG
This is a messenger RNA of Brassica oleracea var. oleracea, 1123 nucleotides long. Its product is annotated as ethylene-responsive transcription factor ERF086-like. Gene Ontology annotation, biological process: regulation of DNA-templated transcription. The record is from RefSeq and is a predicted model, not a curated record. Lineage: Eukaryota; Viridiplantae; Streptophyta; Magnoliopsida; Brassicales; Brassicaceae. The transcript has a single exon. Gene Ontology annotation, molecular function: DNA-binding transcription factor activity; DNA binding. The coding region runs from base 113 to 1123 and encodes 336 amino acids.